Molecule: messenger RNA, 3731 nt
Organism: Pseudoliparis swirei
Lineage: Eukaryota; Metazoa; Chordata; Actinopteri; Perciformes; Liparidae
Product: DCN1-like protein 2
Exons: 6
Coding region: 1403-2308 (301 amino acids)
Biological process (GO): positive regulation of ubiquitin-protein transferase activity; protein neddylation
Cellular component (GO): ubiquitin ligase complex
Molecular function (GO): ubiquitin conjugating enzyme binding; cullin family protein binding; ubiquitin-like protein binding
Source: RefSeq, a predicted model, not a curated record
ACCCAGGCAUUGGCCGUGGUGCCUUCACGGCUUACGUGGAAGACUACGCUCGUGUUAUUAAAGUGCGUGGCGGGUCGGGGUUCUGGAGAAGCCUUCAGUGUUCAGUUACUUGUGUUCGCUGCUGUUACAGGAAGGUCAGUUGAUCUUCUGAGAGCAGCUAGCUAGCUACUCGUUCCUUGUGGGCAAUCUGGUAACUUGGGCUGUGAGCAGGUCCGUCGUUGGACCCAAAGCACAGACACACCCGGGGUCGUUGACAGUCUGUCCCCGUGAUCCUCUUGCCCCCAUCGGUGGUGUCAGUGAUGCAUGUCGGCUAACUGAGCUAACAGCCAGUAUAAGUUACUCGCGGUGCUUCCCUCUCUCUCUGGGUCGCACUGCGAUCCGUGCCGACUGGGCAGCAGCCAGACGCGUCACCGACCUUUGACUUCACGGGGGUCGUUAAAUAACCGAAAUCGGUCACGGUUGGUCGAGUCGAUGUAGCAGCUGGAUGGGCUCACAGAGUUUUGAGUCUCCGGUUUCAGGAAACGCUUGAGUACAGCGCAAGUGCUCCGAUAAUGCAGCUGGUGUGAGGAGGUGGCAUGUGGCAUGUGGCAUGGUGCAUGUGGCAUGGUGCAUGUGGCAUGUGGCAUGGUGCAUGUGGCAUGGUGCUGAGGGUCAAGGCUGCACACUAUCGAGCAGGGUAGUCGAUCGAUAGGUAAAUAGUCCAAAGCGCUCGUCCCAGCUCCCCACAGCCCCUGGGUGUCUCUCAGUGUGUGGUUUCGACCAAUCAACAGUCCGACACUCGGGUGUUUAUUUGACUUUCAUAAAAUACUAAGAAAAUAAAUACAUCAUAACAUUUGAGCAGCUGAAAUGAAACUAUUAAUCGAUUAUCAUAUGUGUCGUCAAUCAGCUAAUUGAUGAAUCAACGAAGCAUAACAUAUGUUAGGAAACCAGACGUCUUGAAUGAGGUUAAAUUAUAACUAACUCACUUGUUUAUAACUGGUCUCUAUGUAAUACAAAAUGAAUAAAGCGUGCGCCUAUCUAAUAUUAUAUGUAUAUCCAUUAUUGUUGACAAUAUGAUGACUUUUUACAUCGUUAUUAUAUGUUGCCGUGUAUUUCUGUCAGGGUGCUUGUGUUACACUCCAGACUUGUUGCCCCUCUCGGUCUGGGGGGUGGCGUCCCGUUUCGCUACUCGUGUUACAUCUCUGACUGCCGUUAUCUGAGGGGCCCUCCUGGGUACAGCAUGUGCUUUGAGAAUCCACAAUAUCCCCCAUCAGAAAAAGCCCAUGUUGCUUUUGGAUUGGACAUAAUAACCAGCGCUGGAUCUUGGCUCAGCACCUGUGCUGUGUGUGUGUGUGUGUGUGGCAGGCUAACCUUUUGAUAUACGAGUGUUUCUGAGCGUCUCGCCAUCUUUGCUGUUGCCUGAAUGCCUGUCGAUGUGUGUGUCUCGCUGUGUGUUUUUGUGUGUGUUUCGGUGUGUGUUUGUGUGUUGUUGUCGCUGUUCCCUGGUCUGAUCGCGCCCGUGUCUGACGGCCCUUGUCCUGUACUCAUACAGCAUAAGCUGAAGUCUUCGCAGAGGGACAAGGUCCGGCAGUUCAUGUCCUUCACACAGGCUGGGGAGAAGACAGCCGUGUACUGCCUGACGCAGAAUGACUGGAAACUAGAAGUUGCGACCGACAACUACUUCCAGAAUCCAGACCUCUACUGUAAGGAAUCCAUGAAAACGUCGGUAGACCGGAGAAAGCUGGAGCAGCUCUACAAUCGCUACAAAGACCCCCAGGAUGAAAAUAAGAUUGGCAUUGAUGGGAUCCAGCAGUUUUGCGAUGACCUCAUCCUGGAUCCGGCCAGCAUCUCCGUGCUCGUCGUCGCGUGGAAGUUCCGCGCUGCCACUCAGUGCGAGUUCAGCAAGAAGGAGUUUCUGGAUGGAAUGAUGGAGUUGGGGUGUGACAGCCCCGAAAAACUGAAGGCCCUCUUGCCAAGAUUAGAGCAGGAGCUCAAAGAUAGUGGGAAGUUCAAGGACUUCUACCAGUUCACCUUUAUCUUUGCCAAAAAUCCUGGACAGAAGGGUCUAGACCUGGAGAUGGCUGUCGCCUACUGGAACCUGGUCAUGUCGGGACGCUUUAAGUUCCUUGAUCUGUGGAACCGAUUCCUUUUGGAACACCAUAAACGAUCCAUCCCAAAGGACACAUGGAACCUAUUGUUGGACUUUGGGAACAUGAUUGCAGACGAUAUGUCAAACUAUGAUGAGGAAGGAGCGUGGCCGGUCCUUAUAGAUGAUUUUGUGGAAUUCGCCCGACCAAUUGUAACGGGAUCGAAACGCAAAAUUCUUUAAAUCAAAUCCCAACUCUGGAAAGCCAGACUCUUGUUUCAUUUACAGUGACUUCUUAGUUUUUUUUUUAAAGACUUGUACAAAAAACAGUGACCAUUGUCGACUUCAGAGAGAAAACAGAAGCACUUGAAACUGUCAGGACGCCACCUUUCAGUAAAAACUAUGACGACAAGUGGGCACUUUUUUGUUGUUGUUGAGGGCGUCGCACGGACGUCGCCGGCUCCACCGUCGUCUCUCCUGCAUCCCGGACAUCGCUCUGCUCCAGGAGGAGCGCUCCCCGUCGGCCCACAGCCCCGCGGUGACGGACGCGGUGAUGGACGCAGCACUGAGAGGAGGUGCCCCGGCUGUGCAGGCGUCCUCUCGAAGCGACUGAAGAGACUCUCACCUCGUCGGCUUUGUUUUGUUCUACGAGGCUCCGGGUGGCCGUGCGACGGUCCCAUGUCUUUACUCUAAGUUCAGAACCGAGUGCUCACGACACCAGCACCAACAGAACUGUUUCAGUCGUUACUGUACAUACUGUAUCUAUUGGGACCGUUUACAAAGAGAAGCUAUAAGAAGAAGAAUAUAAAUACGUUCAAUUUGUAAAUGCAGAUGAUUCUUUUAUGUACAGUAAGCGCUACGAUCUGCAGCGGGAUGCCCUGAUAUAGUGGACGAUGUGCUGUCGGUUUAAUUGUUCGGUGGAUCUGUCACUGUCGCGUUGCGAGAGCUUCUCAUUGAAAGCAUGUUAAACACGUGUUUCCGUCCCCUCGGGCUGGUUUCACGGAUACAUUUUCACUGAAGGCGACGCUUUGAUUUAGAAAGCUUCCGUUGGUUCGCGGUGUUCAAUUUGGUCAGGUUCAUCUCGGUCGGGAGUCGGUCUCGAAUCCUACAAGUGACGGUAGUCCACGGCAACGCAACUUUGGGAAAAAGAGUAUUUGGUCCGUCCGCGACAUUAAAUGUCACUAGAGACGAUUCAGCAGCAUUUAAAGUGAAGACAUGACGGGCCACUCGGAUUCCAUGGCAUCGAGCCUCCAGUUCAGAAGCCGGGACACUAAAGAGGGAGACACCGGCACGAAGAAGUAAGCCUUAAGAAUAAAUAUCCAUCUGUUCGAUAUUUAUAUUUCGGACAAGCCCAUCUGUCCAGUGGAAGUUAAACUAUAUUGUUCAUACAUCAUGUAAGUAAGCCUGGGUAUAUUGUUCAUUUAAGAAAGAUGAACACAGCAUGAGGUUUUCCAUAAUCACACACACAGUUCUUUUGUUCAUAUGUCAGAUGACAUCACUUACAGAACAGUAUCGCUGCUGAUCGAGUGUUAUGGUACCCAGAGUCUAAAGCAAAGAUUCAUGACCUACUGAUCCGAUUGUGUUAAAGAAAGCUUUAAUAUUUGUUUGUCUUUCAGAAUAUCCCUCCAUGUUGUUGAUUGUUAAUAAUAAACAAUAUUUAACAAGA